Molecule: messenger RNA, 1934 nt
Organism: Colletotrichum destructivum
Lineage: Eukaryota; Fungi; Ascomycota; Sordariomycetes; Glomerellales; Glomerellaceae
Product: Putative major facilitator superfamily, MFS transporter superfamily
Exons: 3
Coding region: 428-1894 (488 amino acids)
Biological process (GO): transmembrane transport
Molecular function (GO): transmembrane transporter activity
Source: RefSeq, a predicted model, not a curated record
CCCACCCACGCCCGGCGGCCUGCAUCAGGGAUUGGCCGUCAAGAAUUUCUGGUUUUGAUCCCAACGGGCAAUGCUGAGUGGGAUUGUCUCAUUGCGAUUUUCAAUAACGCCACGCGACCAAGUCCGUUAGACUUAUCUUCUCGGCCAAUCUGGCGACGGACCGGUAUCUCAUCUGGUGCGGCGUCUGGGAUUCGCAGCGGGGGAGGAAAAUCUAACUAUGGAUGUCGGACGUUGACCGUAUGCGACCUGCUCGCUUUUGGAGGAUAUUUUGAGUAGAGGAGGGGGGGCGGGCGCCGAUGAAGCACGACCCCAGUAGUCGGAAUUCUUCUUAAAAAGCUCGACAUCGAACCGGCCCCCAAACCCUUUCGCGCUUGCAUGAACCCCUCAACCGCUGCGUCGGAAAUCGCAAAGCAAAGCCUGCCCGCAAAUGUCGUCAACCGAUCACGCAAAACAGCCCGACGAGGUCGACCGGGAGCUCCAGGAUGAGCAGCCGUCGAAGCCCGUGUCGCGAUUCACGCGCGGUUUCCGCAGCCCUUUGUUCAACGUCAUCAUCGUGGGCUUGAUAUCCUUCACUCAGCCCGGCAUCUGGAAUGCGCUCAACAGCACUGGCGCUGGUGGCCAGCAAGAGCCGUACCUGGUCAACGGGUCCAACUCCCUGACCUUCGGCAUCAUGGUCUUCGGCUGCAGUUUCUUCGCCAUCAUGGCCAAUAAAAUCGGCCUCAAGACGGUCCUCAUUAUUGGCACGCUCGGCUACGCACCCUACUCGGCAGCCAUGUACGUCAACAACCGCUACGGCGUCGAAUGGUUCGUCCUCUUUGGUGGAGCAACCUGCGGCAUCGCUGCGUCUGCCCUGUGGGCGGCAGAGGGUGCCAUCGCGCUUGGCUACGCCGACAUCAAGGACCGAGGCAAGUUCACCGGCAUCUGGCUCGGCCUCCGUGAGCUCGGCCAGCUGCUCGGUGCCUCGAUCCAGCUUUCCUUGAACUCCAAGAACGGCCAGCGCGGAAAGGUCGGAUACUCGACCUACCUCGUGUUGAUCGCGCUCCAGUGUCUCGGCCUUCCUCUGGCCCUUCUCAUCUCGCCCCCGCAAAAGGUCAUCCACAGCGACGGCAGAAAGGUGGCUGACCCGACGAAGAACAAGGCCGUCAUGGGCGAGUUCCGCAAGUGGCUGAAGCUGCUCAAGAAGAAGCAGUUUUACCUCCUGAUCCCUAUCCUCAUCGGCUUCAACUGGAACAGCACCUACCAGGGCAUCUACCUGACCAAGUACUUUUCCGUCCGUGCCCGGACUCUGGGCGGCUUGACAUCCGGCGUCGCGGCUUCGGCCGCCAACAUCUUUUGGGGAUGGUUCUACGACCUGAAGUGCUUCAGCCGCCCUCAGCUCGCCAAGAUCACAUGGGCCUCCUUUUCCGUCAUCAUGCUCGGGUUGUUUGCCUGGCAGGUCGCCAACGAGAAGCUGUACGAGGACACCGUCCCGAAGAUCACGCUUGACUGGACGUCUCCCGGCUUUGGUCGCGGCUUCGCCGUCAACGUUCUUUUCAGAUUUAUGAACGAGUCGCACUACAUGUUUGUGUACUGGCUCAUGGGCACGUUCUUCGACGACCUGGAGACUCUGACUCUGGGCGUCGGUCUCGUACGAUCCUUUGAGUCGAUCGGCUCAUGCCUGGCGUUCGGUAUCGGUGCGGUCAAGACCUCGCCGAUGGUGAACUUGGUUGUCGCGUUUGUCAUGUUUGGGCUGUGCAUUCCCGCAACUUCGUGGGUUGUCUUCCUCGUGCCGGAGCGACCCAUCGACAACACGAAGCUGGACCCGGACAACACCUCGGUGGAGGACAACAAGAUUGCUGACCCGGUUGUUGUGUCCGCUGCUGCAGCAGCUGCGGAUGGUCCGAGGAGCACUUAGGGAUUGUAGGAUGCUUUUCGUGGUCGAUUCGGCUUUAUCC